Heterotrigona itama is the source of this 3952-nucleotide messenger RNA. The record is from the annotation of a GenBank genome assembly. Lineage: Eukaryota; Metazoa; Arthropoda; Insecta; Hymenoptera; Apidae.
GUCGUCAGUGCUGCCGGAUUUGUCGAGUAUAUCAUUGACUGUUGUUCUGUUCGUUUCUGUUACUACGUUUGCUAUAUUGUUCCAUCAAAGAUUACACACAAUAUCAGGAAGAUGGCAAACAACAAGGAGAGUAUGCCUCAUCUGGAAGUAAUCGAUCGCGUGAAAAACAUUCCUGUUGUUCAUUCGGCGAUAGAGAAGACGGAAUCUACAUACAGUUAUUUGAAAGAUUCGAAUCAUUUGAUCAAUUGGGCGCUAAAUCAUGCUGAAGCUGGACUUCAUUAUGCGACUGCUACUGCCGCCCCUCUUACCGUGCCUUUAGCGAAAAAAUUCGAAGGCCAGAUCUCUGCUGUUGAUCAGAAGUUGUGCCAAGGAUUGAACAUAGUGGAGGAGAAAGUGCCGAUGGUGAAACAGCCACCUCAACAGAUUUACGAUGCUGUGAAGGCUGUGACGAGCAGCUCACUGCAACCAACAAUUAACAAAUUGCAAGCUGCAAAAGAAUCAGCGACGCAACAGGCAUCAACUCUCAAAGAGAUUAGUAUUAAGAAGGCCAAUGAAUUGUUGAACACAGAAUAUGGUAAUAAAGCAGUGCAAAGUAUCGAUGAUAUCGGCGUUCUCAUUAACGCUUUAUUGGAUCGUUAUUUCCCUCCGGUCGAAGGGGAAGAAAACAUGCCCGCACCUGUGUCUGCUGACGAGAACAAAAUUUUACAUUCCGUACAACUUGCUGGUCAAUUGUCCACGAAAACUGCCAAUCGAGUGUAUCAUUCGGUCGUAGCACAAUUAAGAACAUUGAAGAAAGAGGAUGUGUCAUCUUACAUGACGAGCGUAAUAUCUAUUCUUCAUCUAACGCAGUUUUUAAGCUUAAGUGAUCAGCAAAACGGUAAUAAAGAUUCAAAUCAACAAAAUACGGAAAAGAAAUAAGCAGAAAUCUUACUGAUAAUAAUUGUAUAAUAUCGCAAUAGUCACUUGAUAAUCACAUUCACAUCUAAUGAAAUUUUUACUGACUCAACGUGAGAAAACUUUGGACCUUAAUUUAUACAUAAUUCAUAGAAACAAUAGUUCUAAGUACGUGAUCUAUUCAUUGGUGUGAUCUAUUAUAUAAAAUUAUAUAAAUCACUUGAAAUCCUCGAGUAAAUAGAUUGAGAAGUAUAUUGAGGAAUAUAAUUUAACUUGGUGAUAAUUUCAAAUUGCAAAAAUAUGUGAUAAUUUUGUAGGAAAAGUAAGUCACGUAAGGUUUGAAUUUUGUUGGUCACUUUAUCAUCCUUCAUUUAAUCAGCUGCAAAUAAGUAUGAUAUUUGUGGCAUUAGAAUAUUAUUUUUACAUAUAAUUCUAGCACUUUACAUGUAGAAGAGCUAGAUAUUUGUAUCAACUUUUUAUACAACUAAAUAUGUAAAGAGAAAGAGAAGCACACAAUUAAAAUUUAUUGUAUUUUUGUAAUAAAAGAUUUGAAAAAUGUGAUAUCUAAAUUCACUGUAAUUGCAAUGCAAAUCAUGCAACUAUUAGUAAUUUCUUAUUCGUUAUUAUUUCAUAAAGUUAUUGUUUAUAAUUUAUCUACUAUUUAUACUUGUUAUAUACAUAUUUUACAAAAUUUAUAAUCUUAUAUCAAUGAAAAUGUACUCUGAGAUGUUGAAAUAUUCUAUUUAAGAUAAACCGACUUAGUUUAAGGCUUUUCACAUAAAUUUUAUUUUAUACUAAUUUUAUUAGUCUCAAAAUGAUAUUUUCAGAAACAAAAAUUAUUAAAUGAAUUAUUAAAGAAAAAAAAUAAUAUUAUAUAGCAAAGAAAAUAAUUAAAAUUAUUGAUAAUUUUAUACAUAUCUAUACAGUUCAAAUGCUAACUAUGACACAACAUGAUUUAUACACAUGAUUUAGUAUAACCUUUUAAUCACAGAGGAAAUAUGUGUUGUGGUUUAAAUGUAAUUUUACUUGUCAAUUCGAUGGUAAAUAUCAUACGAAUCAUACAAUGCUAAUUCUCAUAUUUACUUUAUUAGUUCUUAUUAAUAUUUACAAAGUUAGGCUAGGAAACUGUUAUUGAGCUACGAUUACUUUGAAGGAACUAAUUUUAUUCUUAACAUCAAUCGCAAUGAUAUAAAUAAGAAAUACUGAUCGAUCACUCUAAGAUAUUACUGAGAUAGUUUAAAUAUUUUUUUUAAACUAUUUAACUUUUCACAAAUAAGAAUAAUUCAAGAGGUCGAUAUAUACCCUUUUUAUUAAACAUAUAAUGGUCUGCCAAAAUUUGAGGUUAGAUAAAUUUUUCACUUCAUAUCCCAAAAGCUAUAUUUUAAAGAAUUUUAACUAAUGUCAUACAAUUAUAUGAAUAUAUUUCGUCACGUUUAAUAUUUAAUACUUGCCAAUACUAUUUGAUGUUCUGAUGUUAUCUUCUAUUUUCUUAAAAUAUUCUUCUUUAUUAAUGAUUUUUAAUAUCGAUGUUCCAUUUGCGAAUUUGGCGACAGUUUCAUUUUUAUAUUCAGCAGUAUUCAAGGCAGAAAAAUUUGAUUUCGUCUCAUCUACAAUGUUUCUUAACUCGAUACGAUACGAAUUGUAAAAUAAAUGAGUAUUUUUAAAAUUUUUGAGUACGGUCAUGGGUUUGGAAUGAAAUGACCCAUAAAUGACUGCGAGGUGAUAGUGGCGCACUCACACGAUCAUUUAACGAAUGACAAUAUCAUAUUGUGAAGAGCGCUACAGUAUUCUGAUAUUUCGCAAAAGAAAAACAAAUAUUAUUAUACUUGAUUAUUUGACAAAUAACUUUCUCAGUGAAAUAGCGAUCAAGGUGCAUGUUUAGUUGAAAGUGAUAAAUGUGAGCAAAGUUUCAUUGAAGUUGAUUACAUUAGAUUUUUGAACAUAUAAAGAAAUAUUUACUACAUUUUACUACCAGAAAAUAUCCAUUAUUAUUACAUGGAAUAUGGAAGUUGAAUCAUCAAAACACAUAUGUAAAAUAGAAGCUGUUAACCGUGCCCGUAAAAUACCAAGUGUAAAUUAUUUGUGGGAUAAAUCUACAGAAAUAUAUGGCCGUGUAAAAGAUACAAAUGCAUUUGUACAUUGGGCGUUUAGUACUAUGGAGAAUGUAGUUGAUAUCAUGAUUGAAAAGUCAUUGCCAGUUGCUAAGUUAAUAGAAAAGCCUAUUUGUACACUUGAUAAAACAUUAUGUCAAGGAAUUGACUAUGUGGAAGUAAAGUUACCUAUAAUAAAAGAGGAACCAGAACAGAUUAUAAACCGGACCAAGUCUUUUGUAUCAGAGUGUCUUAAACCAGCUGUUGAAACAUUUACAAAUUUAAAGAAAGGAACCAAACACAAAGUUAAAAUUAUAAAAUUGCAUACCUAUUAUAAAGUUCAUUAUUUAAGAAUGUACAGUUGGCAACAGGCAGAUAGAGUUAUGUCUACUGAAACAGGAAUUAGUAUUUUAAAAACUGUGGACAGUACUACUGAUUUUGUUGAGUUAAUACUGGAUAAAUAUUUACCUGUUCCUUAUGACUUUCACAGUAAUGAAACUGAAAAGUUAUGCAAUGAAGAUGCUAAACUUCAUCAUACUGUUGGAAGGUUAAGUGAGUUUAGUUCGCGUACUUCAAAACGUAUUUACUUUGCUUUAAUGGAAUUGCAACAUAUUUACAGAAUGGAAAUUCGUUUAUUAAUAUCAGAUAUUAUAUGUAUACUCUUAUUAUUUAAAUAUAUAGUAUACGGUGAUUUGCGUUCAUUCUCCAAUGCUAUUUCGAGAAGUAACAUUCAAUGUUGUAAAUAUUGCAUUAUUUGGGAGGACAACGUAAUCGUCAUCCUCUACUCAAGAAAAGGAACGAGGAAAAAGCAAGAGGAAGUGUCUCAUUCAGUGGAUGGUGGGACUAUCAUUUUCCUAACUACCCCUAAACGUCAGGAUAAUGGAACCCAGGUCAGAGGAUGUAUUUAUACGAAAGGGAUGAUUAGUGAGGACCUUCGAGGAAUUGUACUUUUGGUGCUGAACCCUCCG